AAGAUGGAAUUGUUAUAAACGGAACGACACGCGUUCGAAUUACAAUUGAAAGCCGGGCGCCAUGCGAUAGGGAUUUGAAGUGACAGAAUCAUUAACGUUUCCAUCUAAGCUAGUUUAAUUCUUUAACGCUCUUGUUGCAACUGUCCUUGUUUUCGUCGUCGUCUAGAUUUAUUUCGUUGUUGAACCACAACCAAGAAAAUGUACCAGGAAGUGGUCGUUUUAUAUUACGCUUAGGAAUACUUCCUUCGCCCCAAUGCAAGUCGAUGAUGAGCUUUGGGUUUUCACGGCACUGUGAGGUUUUUUUUUAAUAACCAUCGAAUACAGCUAGCUAGCAGACGGCUACAGGCGACGAACAAAAGGCGCGCGGUCUCAUAUUUUCAUCUUGGCGGACGCCUGGAGGGGCUGAACGUGUUUCUGACGAGCCUCCAAGAACAUUUUGACUUAUUCAAUUCCAUGAGAAGGACUCCAUGCCGGAACAUCACUCAUCUGAUACUGCCAGUGGGAACCUUGGAAGAAUGAAGGACGAAUCCACAGACAGUUGACAGAGUGAUCUAAACAGCCUGACAUGCCUGUCGAUGUGAUUGAGUUUGGCCUUGGGGGCGCUGCAGCUGCCUGUGCAGUUCUUUUCACAAACCCUUUAGAAGUCGUCAAGACUAGGUUCCAACUGCAGGGAGAGUUGAAGGCAUGGGGAACCUACCAGCGUCACUACAGGAAUGUCUUCCAUGCCUUCUACACCAUCGGUCGGUAUGAUGGUCUCCUGGCCUUACAGGCUGGGUUGCCUCCAGCUAUCAUCUAUCAAAUCUUGCAAAAUGGGACUCGCCUUGGCACUUACCAGAUAUUUACAGACAUGGGACUAACGAAGAACAAGACGGGGCAGGCGAGUUUACCCAAGACGAUGUUGGCCGCAGGAGUUGCGGGUUAUUUGGGAGCUUUUGUCAGCAGUCCAAUGUAUCUUAUAAAGACUCAAAUGCAAUCCCAGUCUCACGAAGUCAUAGCCGUAGGUCACCAGCACACUCACAGUGGUUGGCUGCAAGGCUUGAAGAAGAUCUACGUAGAGGGCAGCGUCAAGGGUUUAUGGAGAGGUGUCAGUGCGCAGACCAUGAGGAACGGAAUCGGUUCAGCAGCACAACUUCCCGCCUUUUCUCACACCAAAGAUUUCAUCACAAAGACAGAGAUGUUUCGCCCUGGAAGCUAUUUUAUCCCGAUCAUCUCCAGCAUGGUGGCUGGUGCCGCCAACGUCGUUGUCAUGACGCCAUUAGACGUCAUCAGUACCCGGAUGUACAAUCAAGGCAUAGACGAAAGAGGGAAAGGGCUCUAUUACCGAGGCAUAUGGGACUGUGCAUCAAAGGUGUGGAGGAAAGAGGGUCUAAUAGGAUUCUACAAGGGAUGGUCUGCCUCCUGGUUUCGUCUGGCACCCCAAACUGUUCUUAGUCUUUCAUUCUGGGAUUUAGGACGAAAACUCUACUAUCGAAAUGUCAACAAAAACUGAGUUAAUUAUAAAAAAGAAACGUGCGUCAUUGAUACGAAAUGAUUUUCCUGUGAAACAUUCCAAUGGCAUAACUCAAUAUACAAGAUCUGUUCGAAUAUAGAAACCAAUUGACAAAGAAAACAAAACGUCUCUUAUAGUGAUUUCUUGAUUUUACGGGAAGCAGGCAAUGUUGAUGAUCUUUGUCAGCAUUGACUAGUAUAAUCCUGAUUCUUGAAUCCUGAAAACUAGCAAUGUCCCGUUGUCAAUAUCUUCAAAAGUGAAUCCUCGAUUUAAUAGUGAGUUUUCGCAACUGCUAUGCAGAUGCUUUCUGGAACGUAGAGAAUCUAUUUUUAAAAGCCCUUCAUGACAAAGCAGCCUUUGUCGAAAAUCGGGGAAUCAAAGCCGCAGUAUCGUCCGUGACUCUGGACACACGACAUAUUUGCAAUUUUUCGUCAGCUCCGAAACUUAGGGCCUUUUCACACGUGAAUCUUGAAUCAUCAUUGUAAUGAUGAUUGCAGGCGUUCGUGAUUCUAAUCAUGUUCUAGUUUGGUUUCACACGUGCUAAAAAUUCGUCAUUAGCCUUAUUUUUCACUGGAAUCAUCAUUCAAAUUACGAUUUCUUUUUACCGCAUGAAAGGGCGGUUUGACGAUCUGCUGUUCUGGUUCACCUACUUUCGACAAAGACCUCUCAGCUGUUCAUUGUCAUCUGACCUGCAGGUUCAAUACAUUUGCUAUGUUCUAGAUUUCGUCCCCGUUGCAAUUGUGAAAUCUCACUAAUAACAGAUCUAGAACGCAUGUUUCGUGUCGAUAAUUUUUUCGACCAUCGUGCAACGCUUUUUAACCAUUGAUUGUGAAACAGUUCAGCACCAUCCUGAAGACUUGUACAUGGGAUUAAUCCCUUUCUUUUACGCCGAUCGACUGUCAGAAUGAGAUAGCUAGUCAGAGUGACGAAAUCAGUCAUCUCAACCGCGUCAACAGAUAGAUCUACAACCUGGAUAAACAACCUGAAUCAGGAUCUAAAUGGUCUUCCGAGAGGAAGCAAACUAUGGUGACAUUUUUAUGAUGCGUUCCGAAAUGCGCCUGAUCCUCAUUUGCAUCCAACUGCCAACGGCUGUAUCACAUUGACGCCAUCUUGUGGCAAUGAAGAAAUGGCGUCGCCAAGAGGGGCCCAGCACAACAAGUGGCCGUUUGAUGGAUAAAUCUGAAACUCCUUUUCGUUUACUCUUUUAUGAUAUUAUCAAGUUGAAUUUAUCAGGGCAAUAUAUUACAUGUGUGCUGAUUUUUUUCCUUUUUUGUGUGUAUGUGUUAUGAACAACCUAUUGAACUGAACCCGGGUUUGUUUCAAACUCUGAUUGUGGUUUAACUAAAAAAAAAAAAAAAAACUACGGAAAGCCAAAGGUGACACAAAAUAUAGUAUCGAAAUUCAAAUUUUCACAACUUAUCAUACUUCUUUAAUACACUUGAAUCAUUCAUAACUGGUCUAGGAAAGAUAACUAUAGUAUUUUUCUUCACCAUAAAAUCAUGAGGAAAGUAUUUAAAAUCGUAAACAUGAAAAAAGAUGGCGUCGCCAAUGAAAAACAUUCAAUGAAUACAUGAAUUGAAAAAGAUAAUGUAUACAUUUUUGUCUUUCCAUAAAUUAGAUCAUGGCCUAUAUACGGUUCACUGGAUGUAAUCGCCCCCUCUAUGUAU
Messenger RNA from Lytechinus pictus (painted urchin), 3156 nucleotides. Its product is annotated as solute carrier family 25 member 35-like. The coding region runs from base 566 to 1489 and encodes 307 amino acids. The transcript is spliced from 4 exons. NCBI's taxonomy places the organism in Eukaryota, Metazoa, Echinodermata, Echinoidea, Temnopleuroida, Toxopneustidae. The record is from RefSeq and is a predicted model, not a curated record.